UAAUAUACUGUAUUAAAAAUGAUUUAACACGUUACCCGCGUUAUGGCAACACCCAAGACUCGCCCCAGCGCGGCAACCUUCACACCGCUCUCCCGCCAGUCUCAGUGAAGCUAUCGGGACGAAAACACAAAUGGAUCCCUCGUCAUUCUAUAGCAGCCGUAUUGAAGAGGAAGACAGCUCUGAUGAAGAUUUCACCAUCUCCAAUGAGAGUGACUCAAGCAGCAGUGAUUCCAGUGAAGAAAGUGAUGAAGCAGGAGACACAGAAGGUGAUGGACCGGAUGAAGCAGGAGAUACAGGUGAUGGAGCAGAUGAAACAGGAGAAGCAGAUGAUGAUGAUGAUUCUCUAUCUGCUAGUAGUCUUGCACCUGCACUUGUAUGGGGGACUGUUUCUCCCAAACAACGUUCCUAUGCCUUUACUGGUAAAGAAGAGCUGGCCAUUUUGCCUCAUGUAAACUCAGUCACUGGAAAACCAGAGCCUGUUCAUAUGUAUGAAUUAUUCAUAACUGAUGAUAUUUUGGACACAAUAGUUUCUGAGACAAAUAUAUAUGCCCAACAAAAAAUAAAUGCAACACCACUGACAAGGAGGUCAAGGCUUUGUGCAUGGAAACCCACAACAAGGAAUGAAAUUAAGAAAUUCCUUGGUAUAAUUCUAUACAUGGGAAUUAAUGGUAUGCCAGAAAUUUCUUCCUAUUGGAGUAAAAACAAGCUGUAUGCUGGCUCUUAUAUUAGCAGUGUGAUGACCAGAGAGAGGUUUGAAAUCCUUCUUAGGUGUAUACAUUUCAGGGAUAAUACUGAUGUUAAUGGCCCACCUGAUCCAAUAUUCAAAUUGAGACCCUUGGUCACUGCUAUCAGAGAUCGCUGCCGGACUGUUUACAAGCCAGGCUCCAUGUUUGUGAUUGAUGAGAGUAUGGUUCCCUUUAGGGGCAGAACUAAGAUUAGGCAUUAUCUUCCUGGUAAAACACAUAAAUAUGGCUUCAAGUUGUACAAGGUAUGCACUCCAAGUGGGUAUACAUGGAAUUUCAAGAUUCAUUCAGGCAGCCAAACAAAGCGCCAGGGACUAAACUCCACAGAAAGUCUAACAGUAGAAUUAUGUGAAGAACUAUUUGACCAAGGUGCCACUCUUUAUGCUGAUAACUACUAUUGUUCACUGCCUCUAGCAGAGUACCUAUUGGAUAAGAAAACUUACCUUUGUGGAACCAUAAAGAGCACAAGAAAGUACCUUCCCAAGGAAGUCACUGAAAGCAAACUUAGAAAGAAUGAAAUGAAAGGGCAGGAAAACAGUAAUGGAGUGAAAGUUUUCAAAUGGAGGGAUAAAAGAAAUGUUCUGACUAUCUCAACUCUGCCUGAACACAGUGAUCAAUUAGUUCCCAGCGGCAAGGUAAACAGACGUAAAGAAGAGGUUUUCAAACCAGAAAGUGUAAUGGCAUACAACAAGGCAAAAAAAGGUGUGGAUGUCUCUGACCAGUACGCAUCCUACUACAGUCCGCUGAGAAAAAGCAAAAAAUGGUACAGAAAGUUGGCCUUUGAACUGAUUACUGGACUAGUAGUUGUAAAUGCUUGGGUUCUUCAUUGCCAGUACUUCCCUAGGGCUAAGAUGAGUCAGCUGCAAUUUCGAGAGGCUUUAGUUUGUUCACUCAUUGGAGAUGAACCUGAUAACAUUAGACCUGGAAAAAGUCCUGGAGUCAUAUCAGGAAAAAGAGAUCUUCAUAAACUGACUGAGAAAGAUGGACCUAAGAGAGCUACAAGAAAAAGGUGUCGUGGCUGCUAUGAAAAAAUAUCUCUUUCUGAAGGAUUCAAGGUAGCUAGAAACAAAGCUAGAAGAGUAAGCACCUUCUGUUUUCAGUGUCAAGAUAAACCACACUUGUGUAUAACAUGCUUUGCUGAGAAGCACAGUGCAUAAAUGACAUGUCAGUAAUACUUUCUUUUCACUAUUAGGAAAACUAGUAUGUUCGGGAUGUAUGUUACUUUACCAAAUAUUAAUAUUUUGUCUUUGGAGAUUAUUGAAAGGAUUUCAAUGCUAUAAUGCUUUUUCUAUAAAUUUCAGAGAUUUGUUCAUUUACCUAAAAUGCUAAUUUCAGUAUUAAAGGAAUAAAAGCAUCCAAAGUGUAAAACAAUGAGUGAUAUUGCUCACAGGAGUUACAGCAGUCAUACUAAUCACUUAUAAUAUAGCUAAAAAUUCCUAUAAAUUUAAUUAUAUUGUCAGGAUAUGUAUUUUUCAAUUUCUCUUAUCCAGUUCUGCAUGGGAGAUUGUGUUUUUUUAAUAUUCCAUAUAAUUUUUUACAUUUUAUUUUUUAAAUGAAUUUAAUAUCGAGUUUUUGAGUCUCAACAUUUUGUAUUAAAAAUAUAUUGAAUUACAAA
Messenger RNA from Scylla paramamosain (green mud crab), 2358 nucleotides. RefSeq names its product piggyBac transposable element-derived protein 4-like. NCBI's taxonomy places the organism in Eukaryota, Metazoa, Arthropoda, Malacostraca, Decapoda, Portunidae. The transcript has 2 exons. Bases 131 to 1900 code for a protein of 589 amino acids. The record is from RefSeq and is a predicted model, not a curated record.